GCCGGGGCCGCCGUUACGGAUCGUCCCGCCGCCCGCGCCCCGCGCCAGCCGGAGAGCUCCGCUCGCAGUGCAGCACCUGCCAUGUCUGCAGAGGGGCAGAGAGUUGAUGACAGUCCGAGCACUAGUGGAGGCAGCUCUGAUGGAGAUCAGCGCGAAGGUGUUCAGCCCGAACAAGAAAGGGAACAAGUUCAACCCAAGAAAAAAGAGGGCAAAAUAUCAAGCAAAACAGCUGCUAAACUGUCAACCAGUGCUAAAAGGAUUCAGAAAGAACUUGCAGAAAUUACAUUAGACCCUCCUCCAAACUGUAGUGCUGGACCCAAAGGAGACAACAUUUAUGAAUGGAGGUCAACUAUACUGGGACCUCCAGGGUCAGUAUAUGAAGGUGGAGUUUUCUUCCUUGACAUUACCUUUUCACCGGACUAUCCCUUUAAACCACCUAAGGUAACGUUCCGGACAAGGAUCUACCACUGUAACAUUAACAGCCAAGGCGUCAUCUGCCUGGACAUUUUAAAAGACAACUGGAGUCCAGCAUUAACCAUUUCUAAAGUUCUCCUCUCCAUCUGCUCCCUCCUCACAGACUGCAACCCGGCUGACCCCCUGGUUGGAAGCAUUGCCACUCAGUAUAUGACUAACAGAGCAGAGCAUGACAGAAUGGCCAGACAGUGGACCAAGCGAUACGCCACAUAGGAACCUCCUCUAGGAUUUGCUGGACCUGUGCAAGCACAUUCACUAAGUGCUUCAAUAGCCCUUCCCUUCAUUCUUAUUUUUUAAAUUUUGAACCAUUUCUUUUUUGUUUUGUUUUUAUUUUUAUUUGUUUGGGGGUUUUUUUGUUCUGUUAACUUGAAAGCUGUUUCCCUCAAAUGUAGACAGGGAAUUUUGGUUAUCAGUGCAAAGAAUGUUGGAUCUGUAAUAGUAUAGAGCUUUGUCACGAAGCUUUGUAUUAAUGUGUGUUUUUUUUUUUCUUUCAUGUGUUUUUUGGGAAAACAAACAAAUUCAGAAUUAUAUCUCGUUUCUACUUAAAUGUAGUGUUUAGGGUUAUUUUUUUGUACUGAAGUCUUUAAUGGUGGGUGCAUGCUACUGGGAACAAGUUUUGUAUAAAAGCUUAAAAUCAAGAAUCACUGUGCAUUACUAAGACUGUGUUUAUCACUAGCCUUCUGUUUCCCACACAAAAGGCUACUGCAUUGAACAAAUUAAUAUGUAUUUUGAUUUACUUAAAGGAAAAGUGCUUGUAAAUUUCUUAGGGACCUGCCACUUUUGACUGUGGAUCAGUUGAUGUACACUUGUAUUAUUAAAGCACUCAAUAAAACACUGUGGCUGAUAAAUGCA
Molecule: messenger RNA, 1326 nt
Organism: Lagopus leucura (white-tailed ptarmigan)
Lineage: Eukaryota; Metazoa; Chordata; Aves; Galliformes; Phasianidae
Product: ubiquitin-conjugating enzyme E2 E2
Exons: 6
Coding region: 82-687 (201 amino acids)
Biological process (GO): protein polyubiquitination
Cellular component (GO): nucleus
Molecular function (GO): ubiquitin conjugating enzyme activity
Source: RefSeq, a predicted model, not a curated record